This is a messenger RNA of Haliotis rufescens (red abalone), 1977 nucleotides long. Its product is annotated as ankyrin repeat and protein kinase domain-containing protein 1-like. The record is from RefSeq and is a predicted model, not a curated record. Bases 301 to 1836 code for a protein of 511 amino acids. Gene Ontology annotation, cellular component: cytoplasm; nucleus. Gene Ontology annotation, molecular function: protein binding. The transcript has 4 exons. Gene Ontology annotation, biological process: regulation of barbed-end actin filament capping. Lineage: Eukaryota; Metazoa; Mollusca; Gastropoda; Lepetellida; Haliotidae.
CCGUGGUGUCUGCUACGGGUGGAUCAAAGGUAUAUGUUGUACAUUGGACAUAUAGACCGUGGUGUCGGGGAUGGGUAAUAAGUAAGAUCCGCAGCGUGAGACAAAGAGAAGUAAUUUACGCACAUUAUCAAUGUGAAGGGGUUGGAUCGAGAUUAGUUAAAGUAAACAAGUAAUCUAAUAUUUUUCAAGUUACUUCAAUAGUAAUAAUACUCUCAACACGAGGCUAUUGUGGCAACAUACUUGGUAUGUAACACAAUACCCUGAUGAAGUUCCCUGCCUUAUUUGUGUCUGUGGUGCCACAUGUACGCACAAGAAUUUUCUGUCAGAGCAUUCCUGAGUUGGCUUUUUGUCAAACACUUCGGACUAAGCUCCAUGUUGAUCCAGCACCAAGUCAGUCUUCUCGUAACUGCGACGAGCUGCAAAUAUCUCUGCAUGAUGGAACUAACAAGAGUUGUAUUCAUCAGUCUUGUGUUCUUGUGCGGUGUCAGAGACGCACAUGCUGAUACCAAUUUGACCGACUUGACUGGACAAGUGAGAGUCCUGACCGCAACUAUCCAAGCAUGGAAAGGAAGAGUUGUUAAUAUUAAGACUGAUAUGAAACAGCACUUUAAGAGGUGGGAGUCAUCACUGAAAAAUCAACUGACUGACACGUUCAUUCCUGCCCUGAUAAAGCCUCUAGUGGAGCAAGCGAUUACUGGCAUCCUGAAAGAGUAUAACAUUAGGAAUAUUAUGAGUGGACGUGUUCAUGAUUUAGUUCAUUACACAAAGACACAACUUCGGGCAGUAACACAACAGCUCAGACGUGUAGAAAGGGAAAGAGACAGUUACAAAGAAAGUAUUUUUAAGCUUCGUAGCGAGGUGAACACAGACAUCCACAGUUUACAGCUGCAGCUGAAUGAGACGAAAGCUGGUCUUCGCGAUGCAAAGAUGGUGAACACUUUUCUUAAGGAAGAUUUAAUUACACUAAAUACAAGCUGUGUGAAGAGAGAAGAGAUAGAAGCGCGCUCCAAUGAUGAACAGUCAUACAGGGCGGGAUUGCAGGAAAUGCAGCAAAAGUUAAAAACUGACAUUCAGAGUUUAAACAUUCAACUAAAUCAGACCAUUGAUGACCUACAUGAUUCAAAUCAAGUAAUCACUGGUCUUACAGAGGACAUGGUGACACUGAAUACAAGCUGUGUGGUGAGAGAAGAUAUUAAAGAGGUCAAUGUUACUGACAGGUCGCUGACUACAUCGUCGUUGUCGCAGGUGUCAUUCACAGCAUCGCCCCCUUCGUUUCCGGGUGCUGCAGGAGCCUCGAGCGACCGGAGCCACGGAGAAAGGGCUGCACAGAUGACGACAGUGACGACCCAUGCCUCGAGUGACCCGAGCCAGACCGCGAGGACAGCAGUGACGACCACAAAAAAGCCUGCUACACAGGGUAGGUGGGAGAAGCCAGCAGCGACUCCAUCACCAGCAGACUGCGAGGACCUCGUUGACGCCAGCUUGACCGGGAACCUGGAGGAGGUGAAGCGGCUCCUGUCUCAGGGCGUGGACGUCAAUUGUAGGUGGGGGAGGAGCAGGACACCGGUGAUGGGGGCAGCAUGGAGGGGACAGAGAGACGUGGUGGAGCUCCUGGUGAGUGAAGGGGCCGAUGUGUCACUGGUGGACGGGGUCGGUUACAACACCCUUCACUGGGCCUGUAGUAGAGGAGACAUGGAGACGGUGAAGUUUGUGCUGUCUCUGCACGUGGUGGACAUCGACGCCAGGACCAAAUACGGGGAGACGGCGGCCGACCUGGCGAGAUCAAGGGGACAUACGCGAGUGUUGGAUCUCCUCGUGUCCCGCGGCGCUCAGUGACGUCAGUGUCGUGUUUGUGUGGACGGUGGGGGAGACCUGACAGUGACGUGGUGUGCCGUUCACGUCGUCGUGUGUACAUAUGUCUUUAUUUACGUGAAACUGUUUCUUGUUUUUGGAGAUGAAUAAAACUUGUAAAAACUU